CGAACUUUGAUUUGUAUCCAAAACAGCAUCAAUUAUAAUAAAAAUAAUGAAAAAUAGUUUGAGUGCAUUCGGCAACUCUCCCCUUUAACAAACUUUAAAAUUUUAAAUUCAACAAUUUGUCGCAGUAUUUCGUUACACAUUGUAGCAAAUCUAAGAAAUAUUAAUUUUUUUUUUGCUAUACACAAUACGUACGAUGUUAUGUUAAAUCGCUAUACCGCUAUCGGCAUAGUCGGCCCUGCUUUUCGUGAUGCGCAGUGCUCAGAAGAACGACACCGACAUCCGGACUCUGUUUAUAAGCUAGAUAAUGCGACUGCACACAAGAUUUAUUUACUGUAGCAUACGAAAGUUUUUAUUGUGCGUGCAGUAUCUCAGGUUGCAGCACAAAUAAAUAUCUUUAAUACAAGAAACUUGUAAAGAUAAAAUGUCACAUUGGGUUACUAUAUUAGGCCAUCAUAUUAUUUCUCGUUCAAUUGCAGCAGCAAAUGCAAUUAUGCUGUCACGCAUUAUUGACUUCACAAAUCUUAUUCAGCUUACAAUACUGCGUUAAAUAAUCAAUAAUUUUGUGAUAUAAAACAUAUUUGUUAUGUAGUUCGCGUUUUGAGUUACUUCGCUACGUGUAUAAAUAUUAAAUGGCAUUUUUAUCAUAUGGUCAUUCUCAGAAAAGGUGACUGUUAAAAAUGUCUCAUCAAGCUAACAGGACUCGUAUCACCGAAGCAGAUGAUCAUGUGCCCAUCUUAGCGCCCACUGCCGAUAUCUCACCACGAUUAAAAACCUUGGCCGCUCAUUUCACCUCUAAAUACAAAGUAGAACCUUCCUUUUAUGUUCGAGUACCAGGAAGAGUGAAUCUGAUAGGCGAGCACAUCGAUUACUGUGGAUAUUCGGUUUGCCCAAUGGCCAUUGAACAGCAUAUUCUUGUCGCGGUGACAUUAUCAAAAAAUAAUGAAAUUUGUCUUACCAACGUAGAUCCUAAGUACGAGGAUUUUCAAUGCAAUUUCGAGAAUACAGGGUCUUGUAUAAGUGAUAGCGAGAGUGGACCGGUGUGGUAUAAAUAUUUUCUUUGCGGUGUAAAAGGUGCACUAGAGGUAAUUCCAGCGGAGUCUGUUCCAACGGGUAUUCUAGUUGCGGUAUGGGGAAAUAUUCUCCCUAAUUCUGGCCUUUCCAGUUCCAGUGCACUGGUCUCGGCCGCUCUUCUUUCGGUCAUACAUGCUAGUCAGUGUCAAUUAUCAAAACAUGAGUUAGCAUCUGUCAGUGCUCGAGCAGAAAGACAUAUCGGUACUCAAGGUGGCGGAAUGGACCAGGCCAUCGCUUUUCUUGGAAAAGCAGGUUCUGCUAAGCUGAUCGAGUUUAACCCUCUGCGCGCGACAGAUGUAACGUUGCCCGAAAACGCAGUGUUUGUAAUAGCGCAUAGUCAAGCGUAUCACAACAAAGCCUCCACCGCCGAUUUCAAUCUAAGAGUUGCAGAAUGCCGAUUAGCUGCACAGAUUAUAGCGAAGAAAAAAAAUAUAGAUUGGAAACAUGUUCAAAGAUUAAUCGACAUUCAAGAGAGGCUCACCUCAGACUUGGACGAGAUGGUUACUAUAGUAAUGACAGAACUGCACAAAGAGCCAUACACUCUUGAUGAGAUCUGUGAGUGCCUUGGUACGGAUUACGAACAAUUGAAGAAAACGUCUCUUGUCAGUUGCUUUAAUAUCUCGCAAACGUUUAAGCUGCAGCAGCGGGCUCAACAUGUUUUUCAAGAGGCCGGCAGAGUACUUGCGUUCCGCCGUAUAAACGAGGAAGGCAGCAUAAUGGAACACGAAAAACUCCAACAUCUAGGCAACCUGAUGUCGAAGAGCCAUUCUAGUCUCCAUAAAUUAUAUGAGUGCAGUCAUCCUAAUAUGGAUGCACUCGUUGAAAAAGCCAUGCUUUGCGGUGCAUUCGGCGCUCGACUCACAGGAGCUGGUUGGGGCGGUUGCAUCGUGGCUAUCAUCAAUAAAAACGGAGUUCAGCAAUUUGUUGAAGCUCUCCGGGCAUAUCUUUGUCAAAAUAGUACGAAAAAUCAAGCGGAACUUGAAGAUAUGGUGUUUCCGACGUCGCCAAACCAAGGGGCUAUUAUUUACACAAUGCCAAUAGUAGGAGAGGGCGAGAUAAGACAAGAGAAUUUCUCUUGCUCGUCAGAUGAGGUAAAACAGGAUAUCCCUGCGGGCGAGAUAUACCUAUAGGUAUCCUACAUAGCACAUAAUAUUGCAGCGACAACAACAAUAUUACUUUUUUAUUGCAAUAUUACGGUGAAAUAUAGCAAAAAUAUCACUGAAAUAUUACUGUGAUAUUACAGUAACAUCAAAAUGUCCGCAAAAACGCAUCACAGUAAUAUUAAUGUGAUAUUAUACAAUAUUUCUGUAAUGUUUACGUGAUAUUUAUAUAAUAUUGCAAAGAAUUAAAUAAAUAAACUUUAA
Messenger RNA from Solenopsis invicta (red fire ant), 2435 nucleotides. RefSeq names its product N-acetylgalactosamine kinase (gene Galk). Gene Ontology annotation, biological process: galactose metabolic process; carbohydrate phosphorylation. NCBI's taxonomy places the organism in Eukaryota, Metazoa, Arthropoda, Insecta, Hymenoptera, Formicidae. Bases 678 to 2201 code for a protein of 507 amino acids. Gene Ontology annotation, molecular function: ATP binding; galactokinase activity. The record is from RefSeq and is a predicted model, not a curated record. Gene Ontology annotation, cellular component: cytosol; cytoplasm. The transcript has 11 exons.